Camellia sinensis is the source of this 1077-nucleotide messenger RNA. NCBI's taxonomy places the organism in Eukaryota, Viridiplantae, Streptophyta, Magnoliopsida, Ericales, Theaceae. The record is from RefSeq and is a predicted model, not a curated record.
AUGGCAAGUAAUAAAGGAUUUGAUGGUAGGAGGGACCUCAUUGAGGCCUAUGUUGCCCUGCAACAUAUUGUAUCAUCCAUGAAUUAUACUUGUGGAGUUUAUAUAGUCGUUUUGCAUGCCGCACUGGAAAGAUUUGAGGCUACGAGAAAAAUAAGUAGAAAUCCUAAUCCUUUGAAACAACAACUUGACCACCUAAAUAGGUUGGUCAGAGAUAAUGACAUAGAUUGCUAUGAACAACUACGAAUGAAUAGGCAUACCUUUCUGUGGUUAUGUGGGCUUAUUAGAACAAAGAGUGUGUCAGAUUCAAAAUAUGUUGUGUUAGAGGAAAAGGUUGCUAUGUUCUUGAUUGUGCUUGGGCACCACCAUAAAAAUCGAAAUGUCAAAUUCAAUUUUAUGAGGUCUGGUCAAAUAGUUAGUAAGUAUUUCAAUGAUGUCCUUAAGGCUGUGCUUCGAUUGCAAGGUGUCUUACUAAAGACACCUGAGCCAAUAACUGCUAGGCGCACAGAUGAUAGGUGGAGGUGGUUUCAGUUCAUAUAUGUCUUACCUGGAUGGGAAGGUUCCGCUUCAGAUUCUAGAGUACUUAGAGAUGCCAUAAGUAGACCAAAUGGGUUGAGAGUGCCAACGGGUUCUUACUAUCUAGUUGAUGUGGGCUAUACUAAUGGGGAGGUCUUUUUAGCACCUUAUAGAGGACAACGUUACCACUUGUCCACUUGGAGGGAAGGGGGUGCCCCAACUAAUCUAGAGGAGUUCUUCAAUAUGAAGCACUCCGCGGCUCGUAACAUAAUAGAGAGAUGUUUUGGUCUUCUGAAGCUUAGAUGGGCAAUAUUGAGAACAUAUUCCUAUUUUCCAAUCAAGACCCAAUGUCGAAUUAUCACAGCUUGUUGUCUUCUACACAAUCUCAUCAAACGUGAGAUGCCUAUGGAUCCAUUGGAGGUAGACUUAGAUGACACAUUGCCAAAUAAUCAAGAAACAGGGGACAAGUACAUUGAUACAAUUGAGGGAUCUGACCAAUGGAGUAAUUGGAGGGACACUCUAGCUAACCAAAUGUAUAAUGAGUGGUUAGCUAAUAGGAUGUAA